AUGGCUUCGCCUUUGCCUUCGGCCCUCCCUCGUCUCUCACUCCUUUCCAAACCUUCACCACCUCAACACCACCGCCUUCUGCUAGCUCCGACCCGACCCCAACUUUCCCGGUUCGAAUGCUUGGCCGGGCAGACCGGGUUCUUCACCCGGCUCGGAAGGCUUAUCAAGGAGAAGGCCAAGAGCGACGUAGAGAAGCUCUUCUCCGGCUUCUCCAAGACUCGGGAUAAUCUCGCCGUCAUCGACGAGCUCUUGCUCUACUGGAAUCUCGCUGACACGGAUCGAGUCCUUGACGAACUCGAAGAGGCUCUGCUGGUAUCAGAUUUUGGUCCAAAAAUCACAAUUAAGAUUGUGGAAAGUUUGAGGGAGGACAUAGUAGCUGGGAAGCUGAAAUCUGGAAGCGAGAUAAAGGAAGCAUUGAAGAAGAGUGUGCUGGAUUUGUUAACUACAAAAGGGAGCAAAACUGAACUUCAACUUGGAUACAGGAAACCAGCUGUGGUUAUGAUUGUUGGAGUUAAUGGAGGUGGAAAGACAACAUCUCUUGGAAAGCUGGCUUACAGAUUGAAAAAGGAAGGGGCCAAGGUAUUGAUGGCAGCAGGGGAUACAUUUCGAGCAGCUGCCUGUGACCAGCUGGAGAUAUGGGCUGAGAGGACGGGGUGUGAGAUUGUUGUGGCUGAAAAAGAGAAGGCUAAAGCAUCAUCAGUUAUUUCUCAGGCUGUGAAGAGAGGGAAAGAACAAGGUUAUGAUAUUGUCUUAUGUGACACCUCUGGACGUCUGCACACUAAUUACAGCCUGAUGGAAGAGUUGAUUGCAUGUAAGAAAGCUGUGAGCAAAGUCAUUCCUGGUGCUCCUAAUGAGAUCCUACAAGUUCUGGAUGGGACGACAGGUUUAAACAUGCUUCCGCAAGCAAGAGAAUUCAAUGAGAUUGUUGGGAUAACUGGUUUGAUAUUGACAAAACUUGAUGGCUCUGCUAGAGGUGGCUGCGUGGUCAGUGUGGUAAAUGAACUUGGCAUCCCUGUAAAGUUUGUGGGUGUUGGUGAAGGUGUAGAAGACCUCCAACCCUUUGAUGCAGAGGCCUUUGUUAAUGCCAUAUUUUCAAAUGUUCUUAAAUCUCCAGAUUCAUACUUUGGGAAUGGGCAUGUGAUAGAAGAAAUCAUUCAGAAUUUACAACCCAAACUUUUACGUGCCAACGUCAUCCAUCCUCUCAACUGUCUCCGCCCUCCUCCAUCCUUUCUCGAUCUCACUGCCUCAGUCUCGCUCAUAUCCUCUUCUCACUCUCAGAUGAUCAGACCUCACUGGGCUUUCAUCAAAGAUGUUAAAAAGGUCAAGGAACUUUUUUCUGAUGAAGAUGAUGUUGUGGAAGUUGAUGAGAAGGGAAAAGAUGGGCCAUGGCCUGAAAACAAUGAGGUUACAAAUUUAUAA
This is a messenger RNA of Prunus armeniaca (apricot), 1419 nucleotides long. Lineage: Eukaryota; Viridiplantae; Streptophyta; Magnoliopsida; Rosales; Rosaceae. The record is from the annotation of a GenBank genome assembly.